Messenger RNA from Echinops telfairi (small Madagascar hedgehog), 1309 nucleotides. RefSeq names its product lactate dehydrogenase B (gene LDHB). The transcript is spliced from 8 exons. NCBI's taxonomy places the organism in Eukaryota, Metazoa, Chordata, Mammalia, Afrosoricida, Tenrecidae. The record is from RefSeq and is a predicted model, not a curated record. Gene Ontology annotation, molecular function: L-lactate dehydrogenase (NAD+) activity. Gene Ontology annotation, cellular component: cytoplasm. The coding region runs from base 115 to 1113 and encodes 332 amino acids. Gene Ontology annotation, biological process: carboxylic acid metabolic process.
CUCCUCUCUCUCUGCAGAUCCUGCGCCGGAGGACACAGACGCAGCUGCCAGCCCACUUCUGGUCCUCGCUCCCCUCGCCUUGCUGCCUCGAGCGACUUCCCUCUCUUGUUCAGGAUGGCAACUCUUAAGAACAAGCUGAUUGCACCGGUUGCAGAAGAAGAGGCCCUGGUUCCUAACAAUAAGAUCACUGUGGUCGGGGUUGGACAAGUGGGUAUGGCAUGUGCCAUCAGCAUUCUGGGAAAGUCCCUGGCUGAUGAACUGGCCCUUGUGGAUGUUUUGGAAGAUAAACUCAAAGGAGAAAUGAUGGAUCUGCAGCAUGGGAGUCUGUUUCAAAGCACUCCUUUUCCUUCGCCAGAUUACUCUGUGACGGCCAAUUCGAAGAUAGUGGUGGUGACUGCAGGAGUCCGUCAGCAAGAGGGGGAGAGUCGGCUCAAUCUGGUGCAGAGGAAUGUCAAUGUCUUCAAGUUCAUUAUUCCUCAGAUCGUCAAGUACAGCCCCGACUGCAUCAUCAUUGUGGUGUCCAACCCAGUGGAUAUUCUUACAUACGUUACCUGGAAACUAAGUGGAUUGCCCAAGCACCGUGUGAUCGGAAGUGGCUGUAACCUGGAUUCUGCUAGAUUUCGCUAUCUGAUGGCUGAAAAACUUGGCAUUCAUCCCAGCAGCUGCCAUGGAUGGAUUUUGGGAGAGCAUGGAGACUCGAGUGUGGCCGUGUGGAGUGGCGUGAAUGUGGCGGGGGUUUCUCUUCAGGAACUGAAUCCAGAGAUGGGGACAGACAAUGACAGUGAAAAUUGGAAGGAAGUGCAUAAAAUGGUGGUUGAAAGUGCCUAUGAAGUCAUCAAACUAAAGGGUUACACCAACUGGGCUAUUGGAUUAAGUGUAGCUGAUCUUAUUGAAUCGAUGUUCAAAAAUCUCUCCAGGAUUCAUCCAGUGUCCACGAUGGUGAAGGGGAUGUAUGGCAUUGAGAAUGAAGUCUUCCUGAGCCUCCCCUGUAUUCUGAAUGCCCGGGGCUUGACCAGUGUUGUCAACCAGAAGCUGAAGGACGAUGAGGUUGCUCAACUCAAGAAGAGUGCAGACACUCUGUGGGACAUCCAGAAGGACCUAAGAGACCUGUGACGUUUGAGUUCUAUGCUAUAGAAAUGAAAAACUCCUAUGUGAUUAACAUGAGCCUUUAGUUAUUCUCCUUGUGUAUGGAUCAGUUUGCUUUUUUCUUCCUAAAUAUGUGAAUUUGGGCCCGCAGGAUGAAGGCACAUGCUUGGCUUAAUGUUUGCUGUAUGGGCGCUUGGAAAAUAAAAUUAACUAUUGUAGCAUG